CGUUUAAGGACCAUUACCAUGGCAACGUUGCUAAGGUGUCAAAAUGUCUAAUCUUAAUCAAGAGUUAAAUGAAUAUCUUCUAAAUAAUAAAAAUGAGAAACAAUUCAAAAUAUCAAUUCCUUCAGUGAAAAUACCUAAACCACAGUUAGGAAAAUGGUUUAGGAAGGAGGUGGAAGAAGAGAGUGUUAAAACUGCUUGCUGUCCUACUUUGACCAGAUUCCAACGACUCACAGCAUUCGCUUUCUGCUUUUUUACGGGAAUAAUUUGUUUUAUUUUGUCUGCUAUCUAUAUACCUGUACUGCUACUUAAGGCGAGAAAAUUUGCACUUUGUUAUUCUCUAGGAAGCUUCUUUUUUAUUCUAAGUUUUUGCUUUUUAUGGGGCCCAAUGAACUAUAUGAAGUCGCUUUCCACACCAGAAAGAAGAUGUUUUAGUAUAUCUUAUUUUGCAUCGUUAUUUGGCACACUGUAUUUUUCUCUGCAUUUACAAUCGACUCCUUUAACUGUUUUGUGCGCGAUUUUUCAACUGAUUGCGAUGGUAUCAUUCGCAUUUAGUCACAUUCCAGGAGGCGUUACAGGCCUUAUGUUUUUUACAAAAAUGUUCAAAUCGUCCGUUAAUUCUUCGUUACUUGUGUAAUGUUAAAUUGUUUAUUGUCAUAAAUUAUUCUACUAUACAGUGUGUAAAGAAAUUUUAAUAAAUAAAUUAAAUUUUAUGUA
Molecule: messenger RNA, 714 nt
Organism: Leptopilina heterotoma
Lineage: Eukaryota; Metazoa; Arthropoda; Insecta; Hymenoptera; Figitidae
Product: protein transport protein SFT2
Exons: 3
Coding region: 44-634 (196 amino acids)
Biological process (GO): vesicle-mediated transport
Cellular component (GO): membrane
Source: RefSeq, a predicted model, not a curated record